AAACCCUUUUACACUUUUGUCAGUUUUCAUAAAACUAAGUGCCAAGAUUUUUCUUGAGACAAUAUAUCUCGCCUCGGAAUAAAAAAAAAAAAUGCGCAUUUUUUAACCUGUGACAAACCUCGUGUUUCCUCCCGCAGGACCGCUGGUGGUGGUGACGGUGGCGCUGGGAGACACGGCCAGGCUCCCAUGCCGCCACCCUCAGAACCCCGACGACACGCUCAACCUUGUGCUCUGGUACCUGAACCACACGUCCAGACCCUUCCUCAGUUACGACGCCCGGGCAGAAGCCAGCAAGAACAGCAGCGCCGACAACAGCAUCAGCAGCAGCGACGCCGCAGCCUUCGUCAGCAGCAGCAAGAGCAACGCGAAGAUUGAAGAGAAAGAACACAUGACGCUGGACGGCGGAGGGACAUUCCUCGUGAUCCACGACGUCCAGCCCGAAGACGAGGCCGAGUACCGGUGCCGCGUCCACUUCCGGCUGUCGCCCACGUGGACGCAGCGCCUCCUGCUCGUGGUGGAAGAGGAGGUGGACGGCAUCGAGAUGGAAGACGGGUCGGGGCGCGCCGUCGGGGGCCGGGUCGGGCCUCUGGAGGAGGGUGCGAACCUUACUCUCACCUGCCAAGGAUUCCAUGGCGCCAGUAAAGUGGUUUCCUUCUCGUGGUUUCUGGACGGCGAGGAGCUGGACACGUCGUGGGCGUCGGCCGGCGAGGGCGUCGUGGUCAACCAGCUCAAGGUCGCGGGCGUGGAGCAGCGCCACCGCGAUGCCCGCGUGACCUGCCGUCUGGUCACCGUGGACGAGGGUCAGGCCGACCAGCUCGCCGCCAACAUCACGGACCGGACUGCCGUCAUCGCCAUGUUCUAUGUCCCGGACGCCAGGAUCGUCGCGGAGGGGGGACGCGCCACCGGAGGAGGGGGGCGGGAGCUGAAGGAGGGCGACGGGGUCACCCUCCUCUGCUCCGUGCACGCCGACCCGCCCGUCUACAACAUCACCUGGCUCCAUAAUGGACGCGUGGUGGGCGUGGGCGGCCGCCGCUGGAUGCGCGACAACGCUUCGCUGGUGGUGUCGCCCGUGGACCGCGAGGACGCCGGCCUCUACACCUGCCUGGCCUCCAACAGGGAGGGCGACGGCCACUCCAACGCCGUCCAUGUCCGCGUCCUCCACCCCCCCUACUGCGAAGGACCCGCCCACCGCCACAGGUUCGUCGCCAUCAACACCUCCGUCACGCUCAGGUGCCAGGUGGAGGCCAACCCAACAGACGUCACCUUCACCUGGAAGAUCGGCAUUUCAACUCCGCAGAGCCAACCCGAGGGCGGAGGGAACGCCGCCCCCGCCACUGUGCAGCACCCUCCUGGGGAUCCGCCCUCGGAGGCUGUCCCCGUGUCCAGUUUCCUCCCGCCAGCGGAGUCCUGGGAGCCCUCGCAGCACUAUGUAUGGGAGGUCCAGUCCGACGAAGGGAGCGCCGCCUCCGAGGUCGAGCACGACGUCGACGCCGAACACCCCGACCGGUCCUCCGUCACCCUGACGCCCGCCGCCUCCACGGUGGUGGGCUGCUACGCCAAGAACCGCGUCGGCCACAUCCGGGUCCCUUGCACGUACACGAUCACUGUUGUGGAACCGCCCAGACCACUACACGACUGCGGCGUGACGAUGGUGGGAGUGACCCGCAUGGUGGUGAAGUGCGAGGACCCCAUUCAUGCUCAUGACGACUCCGCCCACAACGGUCAGGUCGAACACUCGCCCAGCCUCAGCUUCGUGAGGUCACCCGAGGCCAGCACCAAGGCCAACCUGGAGGUGUGGUCAGAAGGCAUCUUGCUGGUCAAUAUGAGCGACUCCAGGCCUGUGUUCAACCUGCAUGGCCUCCCACCCUCCGCCAAUCUUAGCCUGGUCCUGUACACGGCAACGCCCCAUGCCCGCUCCUCGCCGCUCUACCUGGACGCCCGCACCCUCCCUCGCCCAGUGUUCUACGCCCCAGCGCCGCCGCCGACCCAUCCCCCACCCGAGCCAGGGCCGGAAACCGAGUGGGCGCAUGAUGGUCUUGGCUGGAAGAUGGGCGCCGCGGUCGGGGGUGUGGGCGUGGUCGUGCUUGUGCUGGUAGCAGCGGGGAUGCGGGCGUGGGCGCGACGGCGGGCGGCAGCGACGCCCUCGGCCGACGGGAGCCUCACGCCCUCCCAGGACCAGAUCCUCCACGAGCCCAGCAUCGAGACCCAGGCCCUAGAGGAGUCCCUGAGUGACAUCCCUGGGUUGCUGAGCUGCGAGUCCACCACCAGCACACACACCACACCCACACACCUCAACUUGCAUGAGAGGUUCCCGCAGAUGAGGCCUUACGAGGACACUAUGGUGGGAGGCCCUUGGUUCGAGGUCAAGUAAUUCAAGAACCUGCAUAUCAAUGGACCCCAACGCACUUCUUGUGAAGCAACCUUUCCUCCUCACUCACGUCCUGCUCUUAUCUCCUCUUCACCCGCUUCGCCUUCAGCCCCAAUUACGUUCUUUCGUGUUUUUUUUCUCGCCCAUCUAUCGUUUGCGUCGAAUCCCUCUCCUUUUCGUUUUUCCAUGUGUUUCUCAGUAACUUGGGUUCAGUAUUUCUUCCUCAAGCCACCUCUUGCAUCUGUUGUCAGCGCACAACACUCCCAUAUAUAACCUUUUAUUUAUUAUUACUAUUUUUUUGUUUCCUCCUUAGCCUCCCCCUCCCCCUUGCCCCAACCUGCCGAGCCCCUCGACUUCCCUUACUCCUACACCUACCCCCCUUCCCAUCCCCCCACACAGAGGUCCAGCCAGAGGAUAAUUUGGUCACAGAUGGAUCAGCUGUUUGUAUAUUUUGUAAUAAAUAAAACUAAUUUUGUGUG
This is a messenger RNA of Penaeus vannamei (Pacific white shrimp), 2847 nucleotides long. Lineage: Eukaryota; Metazoa; Arthropoda; Malacostraca; Decapoda; Penaeidae. The record is from RefSeq and is a predicted model, not a curated record.